This is a messenger RNA of Uloborus diversus, 2935 nucleotides long. RefSeq names its product mucolipin-3-like. Gene Ontology annotation, cellular component: plasma membrane; lysosomal membrane. The coding region runs from base 1 to 1830 and encodes 609 amino acids. The record is from RefSeq and is a predicted model, not a curated record. The transcript has a single exon. Gene Ontology annotation, molecular function: NAADP-sensitive calcium-release channel activity. Lineage: Eukaryota; Metazoa; Arthropoda; Arachnida; Araneae; Uloboridae.
AUGGACAAUGAAAGAAAUUUAUCAGAGGCACAAAAUUUGGUCGAUGAAUAUACAGUUUUGCUACCCACUGCUUCCAAAAGUCGAAUUGAACGUCAAAAUAGUGGUUAUGGUGGUACAGCUUCGUCGUUGGAUACACAUUCAGACUCUUUCUUGAAUCGAGAAUACUCUAUGAGCGCUGUUGGUAAUUUAUCCUAUACAGAUGAAGCUCUAAAGAGAAAACUUAAAUAUUUUUUCAUGAAUCCAAUUGAAAAGUGGCGAGCUAAAGGGAAGUUUCCUUUUAAACUAGUGCUACAAAUAAUAAAAAUUGUGUUUGUAACGCUUUUAUUGUGUGUUUUUGGCUCUGAUGGUUACACUUAUGAGUUACAGAAACAAAACACGGCUACCAGUUUCAGGCACAUGUUUUUAGCCGACUGGACUGCAAUUCGCGAUAUUGUAUCGUAUCCCCCUUCUACUGGGCCCUAUGCCGUCUACACAAGGCAAGACUUUUACAGGAAUGUUGAUCAUAUAGUUCAGACGUAUGCAAAUAUUUCAAAAAUUGCAUUAGGUAGUUAUUGUUACGAUGGACCUGAUUGCAGCAUGACAAAUGUUUCACUUUGUCUUACUGAAUUUAGUAUGAUGCUUGCUUUUAAUUCCACCGUCUCUUUCGAUGGUCAUCCAAGAACAAAGUGUCAUGUCAUACCUAAGUUGUACCCUGAAGGGGAUGAGAAGUGGAAAUCAUUUUCUAUCGAAAAAUAUUUACAGGAACUGAAUGAUAGCAUUGCUUUUGACAGAUUGAUAACAGCAGAAUUAAGUUUUGCAUUGAAAACAAUAUUUCUGAAAUCUUUGGGAAAUAGCAAAUAUCCAGAUUGUUAUAGAUUUCGGGUAGGUGUUCAAUAUGACAAUAAAGAUCACGAUGGACAAAUGCUUGUUAGUUUAGAUACUGGAGCUGACAAAUUGAAAUGCUACCACAAUGGAAGUCUGAAUCCUGAUAAUAAGUUGGGUUAUAUUGGCCGGCAAGUACUGAACAGUUUUAUCAUUGCAAUAUGUGUUUUAUCCUUACUUCUUUGCUGCAGAAUGUUAUAUAAGGCAAGAGUUCUUUGUAAAGAAACUGACAAGUAUUUCAAGCGCGCACAAAACAAGGGGCUUUCAGCUCAAGAAAAAAUGGAAUUUGUAGACAUGUGGUAUUGCAUUAUGAUAUUCAAUGAUACUUUGAUUAUUGCUGGUUCGAUUCUAAAAGCAGCUGUGGAAGAAAGUACCGUCGAAAGUGAUCAAUAUGCAACAUGUGCCAUUCUUCUUGGUAUGGGAAUUUUACUGGCAUAUUCUGGUUUAUUGCGUUAUUUGGGAUAUUUUAGCAAAUAUAACAUACUCAUAUUGACUUUGAAGCGGGCACUUCCGAAUGUUCUUCGUUUUACCCUUUGUUGCAUUCUUUUGUAUGCCGGUUUUUGCUUUUGUGGUUGGGUAGUCCUUGGUCCUUAUCACAUCAAGUUUCGUAACUUGAGUACUACAUCAGAAUGUUUAUUUGCAAUGAUGAAUGGUGAUGAUCUUUUUGCAACGUUUGCAAUUACAAAUACCAACAAUGAUUUAAUUUGGUGGUUUAGUAGAAUCUACUUAUAUGUUUUUAUAAGCAUGUUCAUUUAUGUUGUUAUUUCUCUUUUUAUUUCUGUGAUUAUGGACUCUUAUGAGACCGUGAAGGACUAUUAUAGGUAUGGAGGAACAUGUACCAGAAUAGAAAUUUUACUUAGUGAUUAUCCUGAUGAUUCAUGUUCAUCAUUUUACCAACAAAGACGAAGACAACGGAAAAGUGUUUGGGAAAGAGUGUCGGUGAUGCUAGGGAAAAGGAGUAAUUCCUGAGCGUUUUCAAGGUUUCUGUAAAAUUGAUGCAUUGUAAAAUUUUAUUUAACAAAAAAAAAAAGGACUUUUCUGUCUUUCACUAAAACAUUUUGUUGCAACAACUACAGUAACCCCUCGUUAUAUCGUGCUUGUCGGAGGAUGACAAAAAAAGGCAAUAUAUCCGAGGUUAUGAAAUGUAGCGAUUCAAUUAAGGUAAAUUUUUAUGACAUGUGUCUUUACAAAAAUAUCAGUUAAAAUUAUAUUAGGACUAUUUUCUUAACAAAACAAAUAAAAAUUAAUUUUUCUAUUCUUUUUUGAACAAAAAAAAAAAUAAAUAAAUAAAUAAAAAUACUAAAAUUGUUUUGUAUUAAUAUACAAAUCAAAAGUUGCAUCUUAAACUGCAAUUAAUGUUUUGUUCAUCAACUAAAAAAAAAAACCUUUCCUGCAAUUUUUUUUCUUUUUAAUUUAGAAUUUCAGGGUACAAAGGAAAAGUGGGAUAUAUCCAAAAGAGCGCGAUGUGACAAAGGGUUUCUGUAUUUUGUAAAAAACGAUAAGACAAUAUUUUUCUUUCAUAAUUUAAUAGCAUAUUAAUAAAUAUAUCUUCGCCUCAGUGCAACAGUAAGAGAUUUGCUUAUAACCUACUGUUGUCUUGAGGCAAUUAUAUUCUAAUGAAAACAUUAUCUAAAUGAUUCUAAAAUCAAAUGCAGACAUAAUCUGUUAACAGAAUACUUUUUUGAGUAAAAUAUUUCUCAAAAUAUUUAUUUUAAUGUAAUUUGCAUUGGAAAAUGAGUUUUUCAUAAAUGUUUUAAGUGCAGACUAGCAUAACUUAGUACUGAUUAUUUUCAUAGUUUUGGUUGGCAAAGUAUUCUAUUCGUUUGUACCAAAUACAAAUGGAAAAUGGACUUAAUGGGUACUGUAUAUGACAAGUCAGGAAGAUUUUUGAAUGUUGAUGAAAAGUUUUGUUUCUUCUGUAAAUAAUAUUGGAUUUUUAGUUUGUUAAGAAUGUUUUAGAGUUGAUAUUUCAUGCUAGAAUAUCUUUUUUCUUACAAUUAGUAGUUAGUUAACUGUAUUUUUAUUGCUAGAAGAUUAUGUCCUUAAUACAGGACUUUUGUCGAUAUUUCAUUGA